AGAGAGAAAGAAAGAAAGAAAGAAGUUUUUUCCUUGAUGCUUGUUUGUGGCGGCGGUGGAGCAAAAUAUUAAUUUAUUUCACUCAGAAUCAACUGUAAAACGCAUUUCCUAAGCGAAUCAUGGCCCAUUCGGCAUUGGUUCAGUUAUGCCGCUUUUGUGGUGGACAAAAUGAUGUGAUAGUGGACUUACUUGAAACCGGAUUAGGCGAUAAACUGACAAAAUAUUUCCCACUCAAGUUCGAAGUGGCUGAUCUCUUACCAAAAAUGGCAUGCGCGGAAUGUGCCAGCACGAUCCAACAGAUGGAGGGUUUCGUACUCAAAGCCCAGGAAGUGGAACGGGACCUGCUGGAGCGUACGAGCCGACCGGCCCACAAUAACGUGAUGACCCCGUCGGAGAUACGAUCACUAGCCCAGUCGAUGACAACUAAACUGUCCACACCGAAAACCGCCUCGGUGGGUGAUGUCCUCCGCAAGCUAAACACGUCGUCGAUUGUGAUCAAAAAGGUCGACAAAGUUGUGCCGAAAUACGAGCCACCGAUGGUUCAGAUUAAGAAACAACCAAUCGACGAAGAACCACUGCUGAAGAUGAAGGUUGAGGUUCUCGACGAAGAGCUCGAACAUCUACCGUCCGAUAACUUCGUGCACUACGAUGACACGGACGACGACGAUGACGAAGGGGAAGUGUUGGCCAGAAAAAGCUUCCGCAGCAUUGAAUCUGUCAAUAUUAAGGAAAUGCAUUCAACCGACGAGAGCAGCCAGGAUGUAUAUGCGGAAGAGAGACUCGAAAUAGAAAUGGAUCCAGACUAUGUGGAAGAGAAAAAAGUGAUAACUAAACGGCGGAGACGACGGAAUUCUAUAUGGAUCCAACCUGAGGGCCUCUACGGCACCAAAAGCUUUACUGCUGAUUCCGCUGAUCCAUGUAACUAUGUCUGUGUUACAUGUAAGGGAAAUUUCAGCAGCUUUGACAAGUUGAAAACCCAUAUUGACAAGAGCAAGGAUUGCAACAAAAUUAACCGAACUUGUGAUACAUGUGAAAAGGUUUUCGACACGCGAAGGGCAAUGUUUCAGCACAGACUGUCGCAUCAGCCGAGGCCCCAGUUGACAUGCGAACGAUGUGGAAAAACUUAUACGAAUGUACACAAUGUACAAGCCGAGGAAGAUUCUCCGGAUGGGGAUGUCGGCUACGUGUGCUGUGAGCAACGAUUCACAUCGCGCCGGGACCUCGAUGACCACAUUACCAAGCAUAGUAGAAUAUCAAAUAUGUUGUGUGAUAAUUGUGGAAAUUUGUUCGCGUCACAUAAGUCAUACCGGCCAAACGUUAAAUCGUAUGCGUGUGAAUUGUGUGAUGAAAUAUUUGAUACGAAGUUUCUGCUUAUGCAACAUUCGCGUGUUCACGCACCACCUCCUAAGGUAAAACCACGUAAACCGUCCCCAGUGAAGGCCAAACCCAAGCGGGCAUAUAGUACCCAGAGUGUUGUUAUCAGUUUAACGGAUCCAUGCAACUAUGUUUGCGUGACGUGCAAAGGCAAGUUCAGCAGCUUCGAACAGUUGCAAGCCCAUAUCGAUGAGAGUAUAGCAUGCAAGAAGGUUAACACCACAUGUGACCAGUGUGGAAAGAUAUGCGACACGCGACGGGCUUUGUACCAGCACAAACUGUCGCACCAGCCCAAGCCCCAACUGAUUUGCGACCAGUGUGGAAAGAUUUAUACCAAUUCGUUCAACUUGGAAAAUCACAAAAGCCAAGUUCAUGGCGAAGAGUUUGAGGAGCUCGGCUACGUGUACAAGUGCUGUGAGCUUACAUUCCCGACGCGCCGGGAACUCAAUGAGCACAUCAAAACGCACAGCAAAAUAUUGAACCUGUUGUGUGACACAUGUGGUAAGUCGUUCACCUCGCAUAAGGCACUCCGGUCGCAUACACAGAGCCAUUUAAAUAUUAGACCGUUCUCGUGUGAUUUGUGUGAUAAAGCAUUCCGAACAAAGCUGCUAUUGGUUCAGCACUCGCAUGUUCACACCGGAAUAAAGGCUUUCAAAUGCGACGUGUGUGAAAAGUCCUUUGCCAAAAAGGAUUCCCUCCGAAAGCACUACAAAAUGCACUCCAACGAGCCCGUCAGCUGGUCAUCGACGGGCGAGAAGAUCUCGGUUAAGCCCAUGGAUCAACUGCAAGGGGAAGAAGAAGAACAUUUACAGCCAAUUCAUCCGUAUGUUGAGUUUGCCACCGGCAUGCAGGAAACUAUGUAAAUAAUUGAUGUGCGCUAGGAGUUGGUUAAACUUUAACUAAAUGUUAAGCUGAUUAGAGUUAGUUUGACUGUUCAAGGUAAGUGCUCAUACAGAUUACAGCUUAGCGUGUCUCACAAAAAAAGUGGAAAUCGAA
This is a messenger RNA of Armigeres subalbatus, 2370 nucleotides long. RefSeq names its product zinc finger protein 287-like. Gene Ontology annotation, biological process: regulation of transcription by RNA polymerase II. Gene Ontology annotation, molecular function: DNA-binding transcription factor activity, RNA polymerase II-specific; zinc ion binding; RNA polymerase II transcription regulatory region sequence-specific DNA binding. The transcript has 5 exons. The record is from RefSeq and is a predicted model, not a curated record. Gene Ontology annotation, cellular component: nucleus. The coding region runs from base 120 to 2237 and encodes 705 amino acids. NCBI's taxonomy places the organism in Eukaryota, Metazoa, Arthropoda, Insecta, Diptera, Culicidae.